AUGAAGACGGGAGACAACUACACGGAUCAUGAAGAUGGGAUUGAUGUCGCGUAUGAUCAUAGUGAAGCAAGCACCCCGAGGGGACAUAUUUCGUCUCCAUUUGGAGAUUUUUUUCCCUCCAAGAGCGCAGAAGAGCAUUUUACCAGAAAACUCACGAUAGAUUCUGGAUACAAGAGUGAAAACAAACCAGGGAUCCACAAGAUUUUUUCUUCAAAAGCAGAUGCAUGGAUGGGUAAAAAAACAAGUGCAUGGUCACAUAAAGGAAACGUAAGAGUAGAGUCUUUUGAUACUAUUUUUGGUCGGUUUGGUUGGCAACGGUUGGAUAUCAACCAGGAACACGAGCCUUGUCCACAAAUGAGUUCUUAUGCUUCCUCAAAACUAGACCUUCAACUAUUGGAAAAUACCAACAAGAGUAAUAACAAAAUUGAGGCUUCAGUGUUGUUGUUUUCUUCAUUACAUGUUAGUAGAAGUACUACAAGUAACUCAAGUAGCUCCAGCAACAUUACGAGCAUCAAAAGCAAUGCCAUCAUCAAAGUGGAGAGGGAAACUGAUAGCUUGGAUUGCGAAAUCUUGUGGGAGGAUUUGAUAACAAGAGAACAGAUUGGACAAGGUUCAUGUGGGACUGUAUAUCGUGCAUUGUGGUAUGGAUCAGAUGUUGCGAUCAAGUUAUUUGAAUAUCAAGAGUAUCCAGAUGAUUUGAUGGUAUCAUUUAAGCAGGAGAUAUCUAUCAUGAAAAAGCUUCGACAUCCAAAUAUUUUGCUCUUCAUGGGUUCGGUGACAUCAACUCCACAUCUAUGCAUUGUCACAGAGUUCCUUCCCCGUGGAAGUCUGUUUCGGAUACUUCAGCGAAAUACAACCCGAUUAGAUUGGAAACGUUGUCUCCAUAUGGCCAUGGAUAUUGCACGAGGCAUGAAUUAUCUUCAUCAUUGCAACCCACCCAUUGUUCACCGUGAUUUGAAGUCUUCAAAUCUUCUUGUGGAUAAGAAUUGGACAGUGAAGGUUGGUGACUUUGGUCUCUCUCGUGUCAAGCAUCACACGUACCUCAAAACAAAGUCGGGGAGAGGAACGCCUCAAUGGAUGGCUCCGGAGAUCCUACGUAACGAGGACGCAGAUGAAAAGUCUGAUGUAUACAGCUAUGGUGUGGUAUUGUGGGAAAUUACCACCGGGAAGAUCCCUUGGAAUGAUCUUAAUCCGAUGCAGGUUAUUGGAGCCGUAGGGUUCAUGAAUCGACGACUGGAGAUUCCAAAAGAUGUUGAUCCACUGUGGGCUUUUCUAAUCGAAAGUUGUUGGUGCAGUGAACCACAAUCCCGGCCAACAUUCCAAGAAAUACUAAAUAAGCUUAAAGAUUUGCAAAAGAAACGAAAGAGCUUCGCAAUGGAGGAUAAAGUCAUACCUGGGGUGGACAAAAAGAAACAACUCACAGAAGAGUAG
This is a messenger RNA of Lactuca virosa, 1431 nucleotides long. The record is from the annotation of a GenBank genome assembly. NCBI's taxonomy places the organism in Eukaryota, Viridiplantae, Streptophyta, Magnoliopsida, Asterales, Asteraceae.